AUCGUUCAACCGUUGCUUGAGUGCUCCAUCGGCCCUUUCACCCUUCUUUCCACAUCUCUGCACACCACUACUGCGGAACUCUGGACGCACACACACGGAUAGCAUUCGACCUAGGAGCAAACGAGACCGCUAAUCAGCCACAAUAACCAUCUACUGUCCUGAGCAUCCUUCACGAACUUCCUUCACUCUCAACCGAUAUCAUCUGAAGAAUGAACCGGCGAAGGACGAACAAAUCUGCGAAGGUUCCGAACGUGAAGUUGCGGCCAGCAGCUCCGUCUGAUCGAGCAAGCAGGAACCGCGAAGAUGCAGAUGCGCCACCAUCAUGGGCUCGCGAUAUGGGAUUUGACUCGGAGCAGGAAGUUAGCACCGUGGACUUGUGUCCGAGGCCUUUCCAAGGAGUCGUCGUGUGCGCUACAGGCAUUGAGGACAAGACGACGUUAUUCAAACAAGCUCUAGAGCUCGGAGCACUCGCAACUGGCGACCUGACGGACAGAGUAACGCAUUUGCUUGCUGCUGAGCCCGGAAGCGCGAAGUACAGAUGCGCACUGGAAAACAAGAUCCCUAUCAUGCACCCAGACUGGAUCACGGAGAGCUUCGACAUCUGGCUCAAGGGCGACGAUGUAGACCUGCCAACGAGCAUCGAGAAAUACCGCCUCCCCGUCUUCACAGGUGUCGUCUUAUGCCUCUCCGGCAUCGACGACGUAGAGCGCCGCACGGAGAUCAACAGACUUGUCACGAAGAAUGGCGGCAAGUAUGUGAAGAACAUCGAGCGUCCCGUGAGGGUGACGCACCUUGUCUGUGGGAGCGCGAAUGAAGACCAGACGGAGAAGAUGAAAUAUGCAGAGAAAUUCAACCAGAGGGGCGAGGCGAACAUCCAGAUCGUGUGGGAGGAGUGGUUCUGGGAUUCGCUAGACUUCGGAGGGAGGUUCGAUGAAGCUGCGUACAAAGCAUCUAAUCCUCGCCCGCAGCGAAAACAACUACCAGAACGGGCUACCCCUCCCCGGCCAUCUUCCUCACCCCAACCGCACAGCUCGCAAUCUCAUCCGCAACAAAGAAGGAACAACAGCACCGACCUUCUCGCAGCCGCAGUGAACGACGAAGAAGAGGUCGCCUCUGCGCGGCGCGUCCCCGCAGAGAUGCUCGCCAUCUGGGGGAGCCUGCUCAAGCCGCGGGGCUUCGAAGUGCAAGCUGGGCGACUCGUACGGAGUCCAACCAGGUCGCAGCCGCAACAGCCGUCUGGCGGCGAGGAGUCGCCGAGUAGGACAAAAAUGGAGCGUUUGAACGUGAAUGUGGAGAAUGAGCAGCUGAGCGCGAGGAUGAAGGGCAGGUCAACAAGCGCACUUACGCUGUCGUCGUUCAGACGAGCAAACUCGUUUGCGCCCAUGAGCAAGGACAAGGAUGUAAUGGGUACGAGGCAGCCAUUCAAGCGGGCCCCUGUAGGACCUCAGACGUCUUUCCUUGCUCAUCCGUCUGAGUCUUCCGCUCGAGCGGGACCGUCUCGGCUGUCAAUAAUGGUACCAGGUGACAAGGAUAAGGAGAGGGAGGAAGAGGGUUCGGAACCGGAGUCAAGCACUUCGACAUUGUUCAAGGGUCUCAAGUUCCGCGCUCUAGGAGAGGCCCAAGGGCCGAGUGUUAAAGCUGCCAUCAAGGAUUACGGCGGGACUCUGGUCAGCGAACUUGACGAGGACGUUGACUUUAUCAUCGUGCGCCUGGUCAGUGGGAGCAACUUCUUCCGGCAAGAAGCGGACGAGGACGAGCGCAGAAGGUACAGGACGGAGUGCUGGCUCGAGCGAUGUAUAUUCGAUGAACGAAUAUGUCUGCCUGAGGAGCAUGUUGCUUUCCUGCCGCUCAGUGUACCUACUCCUAUCGAUGGUGCUGAGCGGAUUGUCCUGAGCCAUUCGGGCCUGGACCAAUCUGAAGCGUGCUGGAUACGAAGACUGGCUCGCGCACUCGGCGCCACUAUCUCGCCAAACUUUUCUCGUCAUUCCACGCAUCUUCUGUGCCCUAGUCGGACGGGUGCGAAGGCGGAGAAGGCUAUCGAGUGGGGCGUCCCGAUCGUGGAUAUGGCGUGGCUGGCAGCCCUUGCUAAUACCGGUAGCAUACCUCCUGCGCAACACGACGCAGAUAUCGCCCCAGAACCUCCAUUAGGAGUCGAGACAGAGUCGGCCGAGGUGGACUUAGACCUGGCACCGCCUAAGGUAGAUCGGAAAGGCAAAGGAAAGGCGAAAGAUGAGGCGGAAGCCACGAUGUCGGAUAUCACGAAUGGUAUCUCUUGUGAUCAAUCAGGAAUUACAUCGCUACAACAUCACCAUUCUGAGCCUGGCCUGAACACUGUAGGCACGGACGAUGUUUCGUCAGGCGCAGAAUCUUUUGGAAAGCCGAAUGGCCUGCUUGACACACAUUGGAACCCACCGGCGACACCACCUCCACCGAGCAGAUCACACAGCGGCCUCACUCGUUCCGCCUCCGCUACUACCAUCUCUGUCAACUCCACCCAGAUCCUCGUCAAAGACAGUCGCGCGGCCUCAAUGGCCGAAAUACUGCCGCCACUCCCGACUCAGCGUGUGCCGUCGUCCGAGUCGCCCUCACCAUUGAAGCACCCCGGAACCGCCAGCCUGCCAACAUCACCGACCAAGCCAGGAAAGGGCGCCCAGCUAGCCUUGCACGGUAGCAUCACCUCUUUGCUGGGCAAGCGGCCAUCGACUGAGGAUGAGGGCUCGGAGAAGGGGCAACCUACGCGGGCUGGAAAGCGGGCUAGGCCGCCGUCCAAAUCGAAGUCGCUAUCAUUCACGAACCCUGUGAGUGCUCACGCUGGAGCCACCGUCGACGGAUUCGACCCAGAGGUCCUCUCCACUCCGAGCACGUUCACCCUCGCGGACGCACAGGCCGCAGGCCGGGGCUUGUGCGUCGGGUAUGACGACCCGGGCCAGCAUGCGGAACAAAGGAAGUUAAUGAAGCUGUUCACGAAAGAGAGGAAGAAAGAGAUCUGGGACGUCGACGGAGAUGAGGUCGUGCAGGCGGAGCCGACGACGAAGCCUCGGAAAGCACCGCUACCGAGGAGGAGAGGUGCUAGGGCGCCUGGAUUCUGAUCUCAGUUGGGUUGGACAGUGCCUUUGGUUGCAGCAUCUAUUCUGCGG
Molecule: messenger RNA, 3137 nt
Organism: Fomitopsis serialis
Lineage: Eukaryota; Fungi; Basidiomycota; Agaricomycetes; Polyporales; Fomitopsidaceae
Exons: 11
Coding region: 210-3089 (959 amino acids)
Biological process (GO): mitotic G2 DNA damage checkpoint signaling; DNA replication initiation; mitotic DNA replication checkpoint signaling
Source: RefSeq, a predicted model, not a curated record